Molecule: messenger RNA, 993 nt
Organism: Cladophialophora immunda
Lineage: Eukaryota; Fungi; Ascomycota; Eurotiomycetes; Chaetothyriales; Herpotrichiellaceae
Exons: 1
Coding region: 1-669 (222 amino acids)
Biological process (GO): bacterial-type flagellum assembly
Molecular function (GO): protein binding
Source: RefSeq, a predicted model, not a curated record
AUGAGCACGGACCUUGGUUAUGCCAGCCACCUCCAAACCGACAAUGAGUUCCUCCGCAGCCUCGUCCAGCAAACGCAACGAGAGAAGCGUGCUCUGAUCGACACAAUUGAGACUCUCCAAUCAGAAAAAUCCCAGUUGAAUACGCAAAUCGAAAAUAUGGGCCAGGAGCGCAAUGCACUACUCACAGAGCGGGACAUAUUGCAUGCUACGAUCAAGAAGUUGCAAUUCCCUACAGGGGCCAAUCCCUAUGUUCAGGCGCAUGGUCACAUUGGAUCAAUGAGAUCUCCAAGUGCAACCACCUUUCCAAGCAACAAUCCCUGGGGUGCAAUUGGGACUGGGAGCCGAGGAAAUAGCACCAGUCCAAACGGUACUCCUGUUGACAGUCCUGCCAUGCAACCACGCAGCUUCAGUUUCGCAGCCCUUGGCGCUGUCGGUGCUGUGGGCAGCAUACCCGCUCAUCUCGCCUGUGGCACGGCGCGGACAAGCAUUAAAGUUUCUUCUGAUUCAACCUUUGACUCCAGUGUGCCAACUCAUGGAUCCCUCAAUGGAAAUGGUGUCGAGGGUGCAAACAUAAAGGCAGAUACGCAACUCGAUGAUACUCUUGUCUCAAGUAACGUUGAGGGAGAGAGACUCAAGAACCUGCUGAGCGGCUUAGGACCGACCUUCUAAACCGCCAAUUUCAGCCAAGAUAUUGCGAUACGAAAUGACUUGCGUUGCCCGAACACCAGUCUUCAGAGGGAUCAUUUCCUCUAAUAGAUGCCUUCCGAAAUCGACUACAUGUGGCACGGCGCUGUUGAAGGCUCCAUGACCUCUACAUCAAAAGACCUGGAUACGUCGGAAAUAACAAUAUGUCCUGAGGCGACAUGGUAUGUGAGAAGCAUCGAGACACCUGGAUCAACAACAUGUGCAGUACAAUACGAAAAUCGGCCUUAUCAGGCACCCCGCCUUAAUCUUUAAUGUGUCCGAGUUUUAUCACAAACGUCAGCGAUAUUC